Molecule: messenger RNA, 5208 nt
Organism: Sordaria macrospora k-hell
Lineage: Eukaryota; Fungi; Ascomycota; Sordariomycetes; Sordariales; Sordariaceae
Biological process (GO): chromatin remodeling; regulation of DNA-templated transcription
Cellular component (GO): nucleus; chromatin
Molecular function (GO): histone H3K4me/H3K4me2/H3K4me3 demethylase activity; DNA binding
Source: RefSeq, a predicted model, not a curated record
AUGGUGUCCACCCCCUCUGGAGGCGGGUCUGUCGCUGUGGCGGCUGCCGGAACGUCGAGCAACAAUGCAAGCGCGCGAGCCUCCCCUGCUGUUACCACCCAUUCCAGCAACGGAAAGUCCAAGGCGGCGCCAGUCAACUCCAACGGCUACCAUCCUCCGAAACCCCAGAUUCCGCUGAGCUUCAUGAAGAGCGAACCUCUCGAUCUGAAUUCGGUGGAGCGACGCGGCCAGCCUACCGCGUGCAAGGAACCCUCAAAGAAGAAGAGCCGACCACACGGUCUCGAAGAGGCACCAACUUAUUGCCCAACAGAGGAAGAAUGGAAGGAGCCCUUUGAGUACAUCCGCAAAAUCACGCCAGAAGCCAGCAAAUAUGGUAUCUGCAAGAUCAUUCCGCCCGAGUCGUGGAACCCCGACUUUGCAAUUGACACCGAGAGUUUCCACUUUCGCACUCGCAAGCAGGAACUAAACUCGAUCGAAGGCAGCUCGCGCGCCAAUAUCAACUAUAUCGACGCCCUUCAGAAAUUUCACAGACAACACGGGAACAACCUCACGCGACUUCCGUAUGUCGACAAAAAGCCGCUUGAUUUAUUUCGGUUGAAGAAAGCCGUUGAAGCCAGGGGAGGGUUCGACAAGGUGUGCAAACUCAAAAAAUGGGCGGAAAUCGGGCGUGACCUGGGCUAUAGCGGCAAGAUAAUGUCGUCUCUAUCGACGUCGCUGAAAAAUUCGUAUCAAAAAUGGCUUUGUCCGUACGAAGACUACUUGCGAGUCGCAAAGCCUGGCGUUCAUCAGCAACUCGAGCUGGAAUAUGGCGGGCCUCUAACACCCAGCCCAGCCCCAAGCCCUAUGAAGCGAUCCAACGCCCAGACCCCAUCAGACCUCCGUGGUGAAUCUCCAUCUCGGCACCCCAUGGAGACAGCAGUCAACGGGCAUGUCAGGGAUCCUGACCGGGAUGUCACCAUGAUAGACGCCCCCUCGAUACCAGCGCCACCGGUCAAAAGUGGCUUCACAGCCAUCAACACUGGAGGCUUCACGGCAAUCAAUUCAGGGUUUACAAGUAUAAAUCGUCCGCUGGCCCCGGCAUCAGAAACCAUCACUCCGCUGUCUUCCGCCAAAAAUACUCCUGAAAUUCGAACAUCAGCAGCUGGCUCGUCUUCACUGAAGCGGCAACUAAGCUUCGACAGUACGUCGGAUUCCGCCAAGAAGGAAAGCUCAGUGGACAAGGACGAUGGAGAAGCAGGGAGUCGUCGUAGCAAGAGGCUGAAGAAGGAUUCGGUACCAACAGUUGCUGGCUCACACAUGUCCCUCUUUCGCCCUUCGGCACCCAGAAUUCCAAGAGAGGACUCUAGUUCGGGAGAGAAUUGCGAACAAUGCGGAAAGGGUAGCGAGGAGAGCUCAUUCAUGCUGGUUUGCGAAUCCUGCGAUAGCCACUACCAUGGCUCGUGCUUGGACCCCCCUCUUAAGAGCAAACCAGAGAAUGAAUGGAAUUGCCCAAGAUGUCUCGUCGGAGACGGCCAGUUUGGCUUCGAAGAGGGCGGUCUCUAUUCGCUCAAGCAGUUCCAGGAGAAGGCUGCCGACUUCAAGCAAGGCUAUUUCGAAAACAAGAUGCCAUUCGAUCCGGUUCUCAACUGCCACCGUCCGGUUACCGAGGAUGACGUUGAGCGUGAGUUCUGGCGCUUAGUCGCAGACCUGGAGGAGACCGUCGAGGUCGAGUAUGGCGCAGAUAUUCACUGCACGACACAUGGCUCUGGGUUCCCGACGGUGGAGAAGAACCCCAACAAUCCCUACUCAACCGAUCCUUGGAACCUGAACCUCCUGCCCCUUCAUCCAGAAAGUCUCUUCAGGUAUAUCAAAACCGACAUCUCUGGCAUGACGGUACCUUGGGUAUACGUGGGCAUGAUAUUCUCCACAUUUUGUUGGCAUAACGAAGAUCACUAUGCGUACUCUGCCAACUACCAGCAUUUUGGAGCGACAAAGACCUGGUAUGGCAUUCCCGGCGAGGAUGCCGAGAAGUUUGAGGCCGCGAUGCGCGAAGCGGUUCCGGAGCUAUUUGAGACGCAACCGGAUCUUCUGUUCCAGUUAGUCACUUUGCUCACACCCGAACAGCUCAAGAAGGCAGGCGUGCGUGUAUACGCCCUGGAUCAACGGGCCGGUCAAUUCGUUAUCACCUUCCCCCAAGCAUACCAUGCGGGUUUUAACCAUGGCUUCAACUUCAAUGAAGCCGUCAAUUUCGCCCCUAAUGACUGGGAGCCAUUCGGUCUUGCUGGAGUGGAGCGACUUCAGACAUUCCGACGGCAACCAUGCUUUUCUCAUGACGAGCUAUUAUCGGCCGCAGCAGAUGGAAUUACGGGUACCGGGUUGACGAUCCAAACAGCGAAAUGGCUCGCCCCUGCUCUUGACCGGAUCCAUCAGCGGGAGAUGGCGCAGCGUAAAGAGUUCAUCGGUAAGCAUGACUUUAUCGCCACGCAUCUCGACGCAAAACAUCCGUCUCCGCACCAUCCCUGCGUUUUCAACGGAGAAACGAGCGAGCAGUGCCCGAUCCAGUUUGCCAUUAAUGACGUGGACGUGCCUGAAGAGGAGUAUGCUUGUUUCUACUGCAAGGCAUACACCUACCUCUCCCGGUUUGUUUGCCUGAAGACCGGCAUGGUACUAUGCUUACUACACGCUGGAAGUCAUAAAUGUUGCGAUGCUCAGGAAUCCGACCGCUUUUUAGGCAAAGAACACGCCCUGUACUAUCGGAAAUCCGACGAGGUCAUGGCAUCUACCCUUAAAAGGGUUACGGACAAGGCAAAUGUGCCGGAGACAUGGGAGGAAAAAUAUCAAAGACUUUUAGACGACGAAGCAAAACCGUCGCUCAAGGCGCUACGCAAUCUGCUAAGCGAAGGCGAGAAGAUUCCCUACGAGUUGCCAUCGCUUUCCACCCUCAAACUUUUCGUCGAUCGCUGUAACCACUGGGUAGAAGAGGCGACUAAUUACACUAUCCGCAAACAGCAGAAUCGCCGAAAAAGCGAAAAGGCCUGGCCAGUCGGCGUCCGAAAGUCCGUCGGAAACGCUGAACACGAUCAAAAGGAGCGGGAAAUGCGCAACGUUGCCAACAUCCAUCGCCUCCUUGACGACGCGGAGAUGAUCGGGUUCGAAUGCCCUGAGAUUCAACAAUUACGGGAGCGAGCCGAGGCGAUCAAGGCGUUCCAGGAGAGUGCAAAGAAGAUGCUGGAUCUCCCACGAGACCUUCAGCCGAUCGGCACCGUCGAAGAGCUCCUUGAGGAAGGCCAAAAUUUCAACGUCGACAUCCCCGAGGUAGAAAAGCUCUACAGCGCGCUGGAGAGACUCAGAUGGGACGAAAAGGCCCGGGAGAGUCGAUCCAAGUUCAUGACCCUCGAUGAGGCGCAAGAGUUGGUAGAUGAGGGAAAGCGCCUCGGUAUACAAAUAUACGAGGACAACAUCAAAUACCUGGAGGAAAAGCUUGAAAAGGGUCGCGAAUGGGAAAAGAAGGCUAGGGAGUUGAUCAACGCCGAUGUUGUGAACUAUUCGCAACUUGACUCCUUGUCGGUACAAGCACAACACGCCAACCUGCCAAUCUCUAAGGGGACGUUGGAUGUGGUUGACGCGAUACUAUACAAACAACGAGAAGCCCAACGCCAGAUCAUCGAGCUGAACAAGCGCUCCGCAGAUCCCGAUUAUACUCAAAGACCCAAGUAUAAUGAGGUUGCCGAGGUGAUGAAGAAGGUCGAAGAACUGCAGGCUAAACCUGCCGGCACGCUCGACCUUGAGAAGGAACAAAAGCGCCACGAAGACUGGAUGCGUAAGGGAAAGAAGCUUUUUGGAAAAAGUAACGCCCCAUUGCACAUUCUCAAGAGCCACAUGGACUACGUCCUUGACCGAAAUAAGUGGUGUUUCAACACUGUCGAGGACACGCCAAGAUCACCCGCUGAGCCAGCAUCCAGGGAGCCCAGCGUGGAUGGGGAGCAUGACGAUUCGGACAACGAAGACGAAAGUGGCUCGAGACAAGUGUUUUGCAUCUGCCGCCGUGUGGAAGCGGGUAUGAUGAUCGAGUGCGAGCAUUGCCGUGAGUGGUAUCAUGGCAAGUGUCUGAAGAUUGCCCGGGGUAAAGUGAAGGAGGACGACAAGUACACCUGCCCGAUCUGCGACUGGCGAGUCAAGAUCCCUCGGGACGCAUCGCGACCUAAGCUGGAAGACUUGAUCGCUUGGUACGAAGAGAUACCGAACCUUCCGUUCCGGCCUGAAGAGGAGGGUGUCUUGAAAGACAUCAUCGACAUGGCCGAACGUUUCCGCAAACACAUUUCUCCUCUGUGCUCCGGUUUUUCGAACGCUGCCGAUGCGGAGAACCAACGUUUCUAUCUCCGGAAAAUCGAAGGUGCUGAAAUAUUGCUCGCAUACGAGACCAACUAUCUGAGACAGGAACUGCAUAAAUGGAAUCCCGUCGCACCCGAGGCGCCUCCGAUCCUGGAGCAGUCCAAGAGUACCCGCAAGCCCCGUCCAACGAAGCUUCAGAAGUUGCUACAACAACAUGGUGUACAAGACCCGGACGACCUGCCUGAAGAUGUUAGGGGGAGAGCUAACAGCUUAAAGCGUAAAGCUCAAAACGCCGAGGCUCAUACCAUUGGCCUGGGUCCAGGUCCCGGUAUGCACCCAUUCGGCCCCGGUCACACUUACUUCUCGCGACAGUCAUCAGCUCAACCCCAGACGCCGGGUUUGUCGAUGACUAACAGCUCUCACGCCCACCCCUCACGAGGACCCGACUCUGUGUCGCCCUCCAACACGCUGAAUGGGCGCGCGGGAUCGCUAUCCCAUCACUCGCCUCUCCAGCACUCGAGUUACUUUAACGGAGACAACAGCGCGUCCGGCGGGGCACUCAGCAUCGAGGACCGGAUACUCCGCGAUCACCACGACAACGAGGACCACGCAGAUGCCAACAGAGCCAAGUUCCGUGACUCCAUUUGGGGGAGCGGCAGUUCUACAACCAAGAGGCCCUCGGCGUCCGCUCUGGUGACGGAGAACGACCCUAUGGGCAUUGGCCCGCCUGCUGACGAAGGUGUGGCGGACAAUCACAUGUUCAUCGACUUGGUCCACGAUGACGACGAAGAGGACGAGAGGAGAAGGGCGGCGACGGCUUCAGCUGAGCUGGUGGCUGACCAUCACCACCUCCGCCAUGAGAUGGAGACGGAUCACGAUCACCUGUUGGAGGUGUAG